GUCUGUGCUGCUCGUGAGGUCUGGAGAAAUGCACCGAUGGAGCUCAGUGCUGGGUGCAGCUGCUGCAGAGCUCUGCUGGGCCGGCUGAGCUUCUGGGAUGUUGCUGUGUUUGGCUGCUUCGAGUGGCUUUAGGACUCUGUAACGCUGCAGCCUCGGGUUUGUGGUGACUCAAAGUUAAUCUUCAUUGCAAGGAGUGUCACAGGGGCUCUCUGCCCCCUGACAGGAGGCUGUUAUCCCUCAUGCAUCAUCAGUGUGCUCCUAAGGGAGCUGAAGGCCCUGGGAUGUGCAGAGAGGGCCUAAAGCUGCCAAUCCCUGGCUCCAGGACUGCAGGGACAAGAGGAGGAGAUGGAGCUGAAACAUAAGCGGGUCUCACACAGCCAGGCUCGGAGCCGAAGGGCUGCCACUGUUGGGCUCAGCCUGGUGAAAGUCAGAGGUGCUGCAGCCCCAGUCCUUCCCCAGAGGAUUCCUGCUCCCUCCCCCCGCAGCCGCUGGGCUCUGUGCAUUCCAGUCGUGCUGGAAUCGCUGCUCCUGGUGGCCAAAGCAGUGGGAUGAGCCGGGCGGCCACGAGCCGUGCACAUAAGUGUUUGGUUGGCACAGGCUGUGCUGCACACAGAGUGCCUGGCCUCAGCUGCACGCUGUGUUUGGAAGCGCUCUGAAAGGGUGCUGCUGAGUGUAAGAAACACGGGAGGACGUGCGGUGGGCAGAACUCGGGGCAGGCUGCUCCGGGGGGCUGUUCUGCAGCUGUGACACAGCCGGGGGAACGGCCUCACAUUGCUGCUUGUUUGAUGGCACUGCUUACAGAACUUCUUGUCCUCCUGCAAGCAGAACUUCUCAGCUUCCUUUUCCGUCGUCUCCUAAGCAGUUUUGUGGGUCUCCCCCAGUGUCCUUUGCACUGUGAAACUAUCAAAAUUGCGGGGAGACAAAACAACGAGCUCCCAAGAACAAGUUUGUGUUCUUGGCUGAUGUCUGGCGGCGGUUGGGAGCUGACCUUGUGCCGUGGGUGCAGGCAGUUCAGCUAUCUGUAUUUGCUGCUGCUAACUUCAUUUAACUUGUAUUCAAGGAGCACAGAUUAUUUAGGCUUCGCUUUCUGCGUUGCCAGCUGAAAUCAUAAAAAUGCUGUGGACGCAGCUUGGAACGGAAUCCCCUGGUCAGGUACCGGGUCUGUAGCUGCUGUUCUGCAGAGCUUUUAUGCUGUGGUGUAAAACAACUGCUUCAACAUCACUUUAAGAACCAACUAAAGAGAAAUGUGAUGUAAAGUGCAUUAAAUCUGAGGUUCAGAACAACUUUUGUCUGUUGCUUCUCAAACUUCAGCAACUGCAGCAGGUGAGCACGUGAACCAGAAGCUGUCAUGGGUGCCUGUGGAAGAUUGCCCUUGUUAAGAGUGUUUUGGCUUUAAAAAAAAAUAGAAAAAGCCAUGUCAAAUCUCAGUGUAACUGUUUCUGUUCUGCCCCUUCAGUCUGACUCAGCAGCACCAGUCCUGAUUUAGGCAUGCGAGUUCCUGCAGUGACUCAGCUGGGAGCUUUAAUCAGCAGCUGAAAAACUCUUUGAAGCGAAUGCUUUCUGUAGUGCAGGGCGGUGGGAGGAAGGUCAUCUGCAAAGAAGUGAGGUUGGGUUUCUGAUUCAGUAAUGCUAAGAAGCUGUUACAAUGUUGGUGGGGCAGUAGAGACCCUGGAUUUGCUUUGUGGCUGAAUGCUGUGGUUGGUGUUUGGCUUCCACGCAGGUGCUUGCAGUCUGAGUGCUCUGCUGAUCCCUGGUCCAACUCCCACCCUGCUUUUCCUUCUCCCAUGGGUGAUAAACACGUUCUCAUCGUGCAGUAUGUGGUAAGGAGGAAUGGCUGUGAGGGAAUUCUCAGCUCACAGGACGCUUGAAAUCAUUCCCAGUAUGAAUUAUCUUGAUUAAAGCCCGGCUUUGAUUUAAGUGUGCUGGUUUUGAUCAAUGAUUUGAUCCCAGAACUUGUCCAGCAGUGCUGUUGGUCAGGCAGGCUUGAGCUCAGCUUGUUGCCUGCACAGUUCUGGGGCUGGAAAUCCUGCUUCCGUGAAGGGAAGAUGCUGGGAGCUCGGCUGGGUGAGUUCUGAGCAGUGAGCAGCUGCAGGCUCUGCCACAGGGGUUUGUCUGCAGCGCAACCUGCAUGGUGCAGCCCAGCUGGAGGGGAUUCGCAGGUCGCUCUGGUGGGGCUGCAGCCCCGGUGCUGCGGGAGGAGCAGCUUUGUGCUGAGCUGCUGCCGAGUGCUGCAGGUACAGCAGAGCCAGGACCUCUCCUGGAAUGGCAUCAGAACAGUUCUGUAACUCAGGGCGUGGGCUGAUACUAUCUGGAUUUAAGGCAGGGCUUUGUUGGCUCUUAGAGAAAAACCUUCCCUAGGAGAGGUGCGGUGUAAUCAUACUGGUUUGAUUGGCUGCCUAAAUGCAGCUAACAGAAACAUACUUUAACAGGCUUCCACAGCCACCUUAACCAGGAGCUUCUCUGUAAAAGGAGAAAUUUCUCAGAGCAGCAUUUUGUAUAUGAAGUUACACAGUGGAAAUGUGUGGCUUGAGAAUUGUUGGUGUCACACGGAAAUGAGGGGGUGAUUGCUUUUCCUAAUCAGAAAAUCCUGAUUAUUCUGCCACUGUGAUUCGGUGGCAUCGCUGUGUGGGUAUUCGCACUGGGAGGGCUUGAGUCAAUAGGUAACGCUGCAGAAGCCUGACUGCAGGUGUAGAGGAUGCACAAAUACUACAAGUAAAGAACUGGAUCGUGCUUGGUGCGCUGCUGUGUGUUUUGUUUUGUGUGUUUGCACUUUGCUUCGCAGUCUGGUGCCUACAGCAUCUGCUGAGCUCACAGCAAAAUCACAAUCUUGCAUCUGUGACAUUCAUCAGUUGCCAUAGAAAUGGAAUGUAUUGUAACAAACUGUUGUUUUGACACUGUCAGAGUAGUGAGAUAGAUGGUGGGCUGGAAAAAGUCAAUGGGAAGAACCUGAAGGGAGAAAUGUGUGCAAGAUAAGGAGAACCAAGAGCCCACGAGGUGCUGUGUGCUGGUGUGCGGCGGCUGUACAGCUGGCGUGUAAAGAUCCUCCUUGGGCUGGCUGGGGCCUUUGGCUUUCCGUGCAGUUCCAGGUGGCUUUGAACGCUGCUGAAACCCAAAGCCUGGACAUCGGCCGUGCAGCUCUGAGCCCUCAGCUGUGCUGCUGUGCAGUGUGAGUCGUGCAGCUGUGGGCAGCUGAGCUGCCGUGUGGCACCAGGUUUGCGUGGCCUGACUGCAUCACCUGCGCUUUGUGAGGCCUCUGAAUCGCUUUUUGCUCCUCCUUUUCUUAAAAACUACCUGUUCAUUGUAGGCCUUGCCUUCCAAAGGGAAUUAGGAAAUUUGUCUUUAUUAGGGUUCAGUUGCAGCCUUUUCCAAAUCAAGCUGUCGGCUGUUGUGUGCAUUUGCUGCACUGACCAGAGGAUCUUGAUUUGCGGCGGUUGUUUCUUUAUCCGCUGUUUCUCACAGGAGUGUCCUUGGUAUUUUAGCCAGGGAAGGGAAUGCUCUCUUAAAAAACAAGUCCUGUGAAAAGAGAAGGGUCUUUUCCUUGAUGUUCAGUGUCUCCAGUUCUUGAAAACCUCCUGGAAGUGUUUCCUCUUAUGCUGAUGUAGGAAUUCUUCCAGUUGCCUCUUCUCUCAGCAGCAGUGAAGGCUGGAUGUUUGCACCUGGAAUUGCCUUUCUCCAGUGCUGUGGGUGCUCCCGUAGGGCGGUGAGGCCCACGGCAUCCCAAGCUGAUGUUGGGAGGGUUCCAGCCUGGCUGGAGGCAGCUGAUAAGGCAGACUUGGACUUUCUGUAAGCAGUGGCUCUGGUGCUUAAAAUUCAAAGGAGAUGUUAAUGACGUAGGGCCACGGACUUUCACAGGUAUUUCUUGCAGCAGCUGAGGACAGGUGGAAGAAAAUAAAGAUACUGAUGUCCAGCUGACGGUCAGACAGGAGUAAUUUGGCCUCGGGGUUAAUUGUCAGUUUGCUGUGGGUUAUCAUUGCUUCCUUCCUGUCCAUUGGAGGGUGUGGAACUGAAGUCAAACAGCCUUCCUCAUGAAUGGGAGAGGGGGAGUGUUUGGGAAGCUCUGUGCUCAAAGCAGAGGAGUGCAGCUGGACGGGGCUGAGGAGUUGAUGUCUGUGUGCUCGGGUUGGUGCUGGUUGGUCUCUGCUGGCUGGCGCUGCUCGGUGCUGGUUGGUGUCGCUGCCCUGGGCAGGAGGCAGGUGUGCCAGGAGUGAAGCUGCAGUUCUGCCUGAGGCAGAUAUGGAGCAGCAGAAGUAGGUCAGGUGCUGAACGCUCGCAGUCAUCUGGCAGGACAAACACAGCCUAUGAUACGUACGGCUAAUCUUUCUGCAGUGUUUUUAACUGGAACUGUAAGAUAAAGACCUCUAUUUACUGCACGCUGUUGGAUUUCUGCCAUGCGUGUGUUUUUGUGUUUUGGUGCUCUCACAGCCUGCUCCAAGGCACUGCAGUUAGUACAGCUACGGAGUGACAAUCUGGCUGACAAACAGCCUGUGGUCGCUGUCUGAAUGUGGGGAAGCGUCCAUGUGUGGUUGUGUCAUGAGGAUACAAGGGAAAUGGGUUCUGCUGAAAACUGGAGCUCGGCUGUUGCCUCCUGAGGAUGGCAAAGCUGUUUGAGGAGAAGCUUUUCGUGUUGGUCGUAUGCAUCAGUGCUGUGAAGUUGGAUCCAGGUUCCUUUCAGAGCGGUGAAUCUGCUCUGCUUCCUGUGAACUCGAUGUCCUGUUAACAGCACAUCAUUGGAGCUGAUGUCAGGAUGCCAUUACAGCAUGGCGAGUCCUGCGAAGGAUAACUAUCGAAUGAAGUGCUACAAAAACAAAGCCCUCAAUCCUGAGGAAAUGCGUCGGAGGAGAGAAGAGGAAGGAAUUCAGCUGCGCAAACAGAAACGAGAGCAGCAGCUCUUCAAAAGAAGAAAUGUGGAAUUAAUCAGUGAAGAUGCAUCCAUGUUUGAUAGCCUCCUCAUGGACUCCUACGUCAGUUCCACGACGUGUGGGGAGGGAGUGAUCACAAGAGAGAUGGUAGAGAUGCUUUUCUCAGACGACCCUGAUCUUCAGCUAGCAACCACACAGAAAUUCAGGAAGUUACUUUCUAAAGAGCCAAAUCCUCCAAUAGAUGAAGUGAUAAACACUCAAGGAGUGGUGGACAGAUUUGUGGAGUUCCUGAAGAGAAGCGAGAAUUGCACACUACAGUUUGAGGCAGCGUGGGCACUGACGAAUAUUGCAUCAGGAACUUCCCAACAGACAAAAAUAGUAAUUGAGGCCGGGGCAGUUCCUAUCUUUAUAGAGCUGUUAAACUCUGACUUUGAGGAUGUUCAGGAACAGGCUGUCUGGGCAUUGGGGAACAUUGCUGGAGACAGCUCUGUGUGUAGAGAUUAUGUCCUUAACUGCGCUAUCCUUCCUCCCUUGUUAAUGCUCCUUACAAAGUCCACCAGGUUGACAAUGACACGGAAUGCUGUUUGGGCCUUGUCAAACUUGUGCAGAGGAAAGAGUCCACCACCUGAGUUUGAUAAGGUAUCUCCCUGCCUGCCAGUGUUGUCCCGACUAUUAUUCAACAGUGACUCUGACUUGCUGGCAGAUGCGUGCUGGGCUCUUUCCUAUUUGUCAGAUGGCCCCAAUGAGAAAAUUCAAGCAGUUAUUGACUCCGGGGUGUGUCGGCGACUGGUCGAGCUGUUAAUGCACAACGACUACAAAGUGGCCUCCCCAGCACUGCGGGCGGUCGGCAACAUCGUGACAGGAGAUGACAUCCAGACCCAGGUGAUUCUGAACUGCUCAGCCCUGCCUUGCCUCCUUCAUUUAUUAAGUAGUCCCAAGGAGUCCAUCAGAAAAGAAGCCUGCUGGACCAUAUCUAACAUCACAGCAGGAAACAGAGCACAAAUACAGGCAGUCAUAGAUGCAAACAUCUUCCCUGUGCUGAUAGAAAUCUUGCAGAAAGCAGAAUUCCGUACAAGGAAGGAGGCGGCGUGGGCAAUCACAAACGCAACGUCAGGAGGAACUCCUGAGCAGAUCAGAUACCUGGUCAACCUGGGUUGCAUCAAGCCUCUUUGUGACCUCCUUACCGUCAUGGACUCCAAGAUUGUUCAGGUGGCAUUGAAUGGCCUGGAGAACAUCCUGAGGCUGGGAGAGCAGGAGGCCAACCAGAGCGGGACGGGCAUCAACCCAUACUGCAGCAUGAUAGAGGAGGCUUACGGCUUGGAUAAGAUAGAGUUCCUGCAGAGCCACGAGAACCAAGAGAUCUACCAGAAAGCCUUCGACCUGAUUGAGCACUACUUUGGAGUAGAGGAUGACUCUGCUUUAGCUCCCCAGGUAGAUGAGAACCAGCAGCAAUUCAUCUUCCAGCAACCUGAAGCCCCUAUGGAAGGCUUCCAGCUAUAAUGUGCCCCAGGCAAAAAGACCACCACAAGUUUGCCAGAAAGCAACUGGGAGAAGCUGAUUGUCCCAUUCCUUCUCGCACAUGGAAGGCUGAACACUCACUCCACCUGUUAGGAAACAAUUCUUCCUUCAAACAACUAGAAAGAGUGCUUUAUCCUCAUGAAGAAAAUGGGAUGUCUUGCACGUUUUUUUCUUUUUGCUGCUGCAUACGUGUCUUUAAAGCAGGCAUCUGGGUGGAGGAAGGACACUGAGGUAACAGAUUGCACCUCUUGGGUUUUUUUUUCUUUGUGGUGAUCUCUCCCAAAUGUCACUUCUUACCUCGGGUACUUAAUUGAGAUUUCAGCGUUGGGUUGGGUAAGAACAGAAAUAGAAAGUGAGUAUUCUGACAAGAAUAAUUUUGGAAACCUGGGUUGAUCUAUUUAAUUUUUUUGCACAUGUUACUCUUAUUAAAGACUCUAAUUUGCCAAGAGCAGAGUUUAGCCCUGGCCUUUCUGCGCUCCUCUUGCAGCGGACAGUCCUGUCAGAGCUGGCCUGAGUUCCCCCAAACAUGCUGUAAAUGGACAAAGAAGCAAGAGGCUUCUGGGGGAAGGGUCCUUCCCCGUGUCCAGAUUUUUUUUUCCCCGAAGAACUGCUGGUAGUAUUUACAAGGAUAAAAAGCAACAAACCCCAAAGCUGGUCACUGCGAAGAGGGCGGGAUGCUGGGGUGGUCCUGGAACAGGAAGCACAGCUGCCACGGCACAGGCUUUGCAUUGCUACUGAUGGAAGCUGCAGGACUGCUGAAAUGGUGGAACCCAUCUUCAUCUUUACUUGAAUCCUCCCCAGGGCUGCGUUUCGGGUGCUGUGCUGCGUGCAGGGCGAGCUCAGCAGCACGGCGCCUGGGGCUCCAGGUUUACCUCCCGCUCACAGUUGGAACAUGUACAUUUUCCUUCGAGAAAAGAAUCAAAUCUCUGUAUUUUUUAUAUUAUAUAUAGGUAGCUAUUUGUCUAAUUGGGCUCCAGAGAAAACUAUAUAUAAAAUUUCUGUAACUUAUGUAAAUAGAACACUGUGAGGCAGGUGUGCCUGGAAACGACCCCGAGCUCGCUCCCUCGUCGUCCUGCUGCUUCUCCCGUUCACUCACGUACUGUACACGUAGCUCUUCGACCGCUCUGCUGGGCGCCAAGGUUUGCUCCUCACAGCCGCGGGGCUGAGGCCGGGAGGGGUGGGCCGGGCCUGCGUGCCCCUCGCCCCGCGUUGGUUUGCUGAGUCCGUGACUGUUGAACGAAUAAAAACUUCUGUGCAGAUGA
This is a messenger RNA of Lagopus muta (rock ptarmigan), 7639 nucleotides long. It is a transcript of the gene KPNA6, whose product is annotated as karyopherin subunit alpha 6. The record is from RefSeq and is a predicted model, not a curated record. NCBI's taxonomy places the organism in Eukaryota, Metazoa, Chordata, Aves, Galliformes, Phasianidae. Gene Ontology annotation, cellular component: nucleoplasm; cytoplasm; nucleus. Bases 4737 to 6359 code for a protein of 540 amino acids. Gene Ontology annotation, molecular function: nuclear import signal receptor activity; protein binding. Gene Ontology annotation, biological process: NLS-bearing protein import into nucleus. The transcript is spliced from 14 exons.